CGAGAAGCCACGAGCUCACAAACCGACCUACAACACUGGCAGCGUUCGAAGAAAAAGCCCUCUAUCUCCCCCUCUCCGUUCCGCCCCCAAACGCUGCUCGUCUCGGCGGCCGGCGGCGAGCUCCGACGUGCAAGGCUUCACCGGCGACGAGGUUUGGGUUUGAUUGAGGAGGAGGCGUAGAGGCGGCGGCGCUAUGGAGGAGGACGCGGAGGGGAUGGACCGGCUCGACAUGGAGGGGGACUUCGUGGGCGGGCGGUGCGGCCGGGACGGCGAGUUCUACUACCAGAGCCGCCGCGAGCGCGCGCCCCAGACCCGUGACGACGCGCUCUACGGCGUGUUCGCGGAGGGGGACUCCGACUACGACUCCGAGGAGGACGAGGCGUCGCGCCGGCGCCGGCGGCGCAAGCGCCGGAGGGACGAGUCCGAGCCCGACCUCACCAGGCCCGUGCAGUUCGUGUCUACUGGUAACUUCGUGUCCUCGGAGAAGAAGCCCGUGGAGGAGGAAGAGGAGGAGCAGAGACCCGGGCUUGGGAACGCUGCGGCCUCCUCGUCUGCUGCCGCUGCUGUGGCCGUUGAGGAUGAGGAGGAGCAGGAUGAGUACAUUGACCUGCCCAUGGGGUUCGGGCAGAGGAUCGCUGAGGGUGCCCGGGCAAGGCGGGUGGAGAAGGAGCGGGAGCGUGAGGCGGCCGCGCGCCGCCGCAAUGCGGCGUCGGUAGGGGCGGGGUCGGGAUCUGGAAGGCCACCGCCGGCCCCUGGGAGCCUGGAGUCUAACACGAAGGUUGCUAAGAUGAUGGCUAUGAUGGGGUACAAGACUGGAUCGGGCCUUGGCAAGAAUGCUCAGGGGAUCACUGCGCCGGUGGAGACCACCUUGCGCCCCAAGAAUGCCGGACUUGGUAGCGUUGAGGGGUUUAAGGAGCCCAAGCCCUUCACUUCCAAGGAGAACUUGCCACCCCCGCCUCCUCCUCCGCCGUCUGCCAAGAAGGAAAAGCAACGGUGGUCCAAGAAGGCUAGCGUGAGGAAGGAUCAGGUCUUGACAAAGAAUGAGUUGCUGGCAAUGCGUGCCGAGCAGGAACAGGAUGAGCAGCCCACGCUUGUCCAGAAGGUGAUUGACAUGCGAGGGCCUCAAGCUCGUGUGCUGACAGACUUGAAGGGGCUCAGUGAUGAACAGGAGAUGGAGGCAAAUGAUGUGCCAAUGCCAGAGUUGCAGUACAAUGUGCGGCUGCUUGUUGAUGAGGCUAAGGCCGAUAUUGUCAGGUUGGAUGGACGGCUGCGGCGGGAGCAGGAGAAAGUGGCUAGUUUGGUGCGAGAGAAGGAGAAAGUAGCAAAGCAGGAGGCUUUGCAGAAACGCCAGCUGCAGGUUAUGGAGACAAUUGCAGGUGUGCUCGAGCAGGUCCGGGUGGAUGAUACUGCUGGUUUGCUCACUCUGGGAGGGUUGCUUAAGACCUUCCAGGAACUGAAGGUGCAGUAUGACGAGGAGUUCAAAAUGUGCAGCGUUGCAUGGAUUGCUUGCCGAUUCGCGCACCCACUACUUAUCCGGGUAUUCCAAGGGUGGCAGCCACUGCAGAAUCCGUUGUUUGGCUUGGAGGUCAUGUCAUCGUGGAAGGAUUUGCUGCAGGGAGACCAGCCAUAUGAUUUCUCAGAUGCUACUGACUCAAUGGCUCCAUAUGCACAGCUGGUCAGUGAGGUGAUCCUACCAGCUGUGAGGAUAUCAGGAACCAAUUCAUGGGAGGCUAGGGAUCCAGAACCAAUGCUCCGCUUUCUCGAGUCAUGGGAACGGUUGCUGCCUCCUAUUGUGCUCCAUUCAAUUUUGGAGCAUGUGAUCAUGCCAAAGCUGACAGCUGCAGUCGAAUCUUGGGACCCACGCAGGGAGAAGGUACCAAUCCAUGUAUGGGUACAUCCAUGGUUACCGACUCUUGGGCAAAGGAUAGAGACCUUGUGUCACUCUAUCAGGUACAAGCUGAGUAGUGUCCUCCAUGUAUGGCAAGCUCAUGAUGCAUCGGCUUAUGCUGUGCUGUCUCCAUGGAAGGGUGUGUUUGAUCCAGCAAGUUGGGAAGACUUGAUUGUGCGCUAUAUCAUUCCUAAACUCAAAGUAGCACUUCAGGAGUUCCAGAUCAACCCAGCAAGCCAGAGGUUCGACCAGUUUAACUGGGUCAUGAUCUGGGCUUCUGCUGUCCCGGUACACCAUAUGGUUCAUAUGUUGGAAGUUGAUUUCUUUAGCAAGUGGCAGCAGGUCCUCUACCAUUGGCUGUGUUCACAGAAUCCUGAUUUCAAUGAGAUCAUGAACUGGUACAAAGGCUGGAAGGGGCUUUUCCCACCAGAGUUACUCGCCAAUGAACGGAUACGGAUGCUUCUAACAGCUGGUCUCGACAUGAUGAAUCAAGCUGCUGAAGGACUUGAGGUGGUACAGCCUGGGGCAAGGGAGAAUGUGGGCUACUUGAGAGCAACAGAGAAGCGGCAAUUUGAUGCAGCACAGCAAGCAUCGCAAUCUUACCAUCCAGUGCCAGGAGCAGCCAUGGCAGAUAUGAGCUUCAAGGAGUCUAUUCAGGCAUAUGCGAUGGAACAAGGUUUGCUGUUUAUGCCUAGAGUUGGCAAAUUCUAUAACGGCAUGCCAGUGUAUGAAUUUGGCACAGUGAGUGUUUGCAUAGACUCUGUGAAGCGACUACUGUAUGCACAACCUCAAGAGGGAAUUGAAAGAUGGAGUGCUGUUUCUCUUACGCAAUUGCUGGAAAUGAACCGGAUGGCAAGACCAUGCUAGUUGAUCAUCUAAGCUUGAAGUUUCAAUUUCCAUUUUCCUGCUGUGCAGGAGUCUUCAGAAUAUGGCUUUUGAACGUUUUUGUAGGAUUAUUACUUUGCUGAAAAAUCUAGUUUCUGAUGGUGUAUCUGUAUGUGCCUUUUCACAUUUCUAUAUGAAACUCGGUUUUUGUUGUUGAAGAAUGAAUAAUUGCCACAUAACUGCUUCUAGUUGUAAAUUGAGAUUUUAUUUACUUA
This is a messenger RNA of Brachypodium distachyon (stiff brome), 2988 nucleotides long. Its product is annotated as septin and tuftelin-interacting protein 1 homolog 1. The record is from RefSeq and is a predicted model, not a curated record. Gene Ontology annotation, cellular component: U2-type post-mRNA release spliceosomal complex. Gene Ontology annotation, biological process: spliceosomal complex disassembly. The coding region runs from base 194 to 2755 and encodes 853 amino acids. The transcript has 2 exons. Gene Ontology annotation, molecular function: nucleic acid binding. Lineage: Eukaryota; Viridiplantae; Streptophyta; Magnoliopsida; Poales; Poaceae.